GUGUCCCAAACGUGAACUUCAGCUGCAGAAAAUAGACUAGCCGAGGCGUUGCCUAGACUGUAAAGACAACUAUAAGAGACAGCCCCCCCUUUCCCCAUACCCUCCAAAUAAAAACACCAACAAGAACAUUGUCACAUCGGGAAGAUAUUCGCGGUCGGAUGUAAAGUCAAAAUCGUAACCAGUUAAGAGAGAAGAAGUCGUUUGAAUUGACGAGGCACCCAAGAUGUCGGGUCAAGACUUGAAGCGCCGAAAGACGAGGAAUAUCUCUGAAGCCACACACACCCAAAAGGGUUCUGCCACAAGGAGGAAAUGUGUAAAAAGUCAGAAGACACACUCCGCAGCAGAGAGCACGUCAACAGGUGGCGCGAACAGCAAAGUGACCAGUAACGCAGAGAGACUGUCCCGUAUCAGCUGCGAGUGUGUCCAGCUCGCAGGUAGGCGGCGAUGCUCAGCAUCUCCUCUGCUGGACGGACAGGAGGGAAAAGAGAACGGGCUCAGAUCGGCUCUUUUGCCGGACACCUGCGUAUGGUAUGAUGUACAAGACAGGCCUGCACCUGAGGACAUGGAUUCUGAAGAAAUGGACAAAAAUAUGUUUCCCGAUGAUGACAGCAACCAAAUUCUUCCUGUAGAACAGUUCUUUGGGAAUCUGGAUACCGCACAGGAUUUUCCUCAGAGAACAUCAGUGACUUCUUCCCGUCAGCAGAGGCAGCACAGACGGCGGCACUACUUUGCUCGAGAGGACAGCGAUGAGGCUGACGAGGAGGCAGGCCGUGAAUUUACGGCGAAAGAGUACAGUGGUGGCACUUUGUGAAGAGACACUUCCCUAAUGGACUUUUCAGCACUUAGCAUAAGCAGCCGAAAGAAAUGUAUUUCGUCCACUCAGCUGUCACAAGCGGCAAGGUAAUUUGAACUAGUUUUUGGGUACUGCAGUUGACAUUUGAGGAAAACGUCCCACUUGGACACCCAAGUAUGGUGAGCUAAAUUUUCAAUUAGUGGUUGUUGAACAGGAUGAUCAGCGAACCAACCUCAAGACCAUCACUAAUUAUUAUUAUGUAAACCUGAUGUGCUGGAGGGGAAAAAAACUGUCUAAUAAUCACUUUUGGAGGAGAGUCAAUUCUUUUUGCAAAGUUGCUAUUAAUGGUCAGGCUUGGUCUCUAUUUUCCUCGAAUAGUGAAGCGUCCAUUCUAUGGUUAUCGGUAAUUUAAUUUUUCUCAUCAUGUCAAUCAAAAACGAACAUGAUUCUUUUGAUAAGGGAUGCACGCUAACUGUUUUGUUUCCCCGCCAAUAUGGUAACUGCCAGCUUCUCCAAACCGAUACGAAAACCAAUUUGUAGAAGAUAUAUUUUUUGCAUCCGACAAAUAUAGCGCUCAUGUUUACAAACUACAUGGGUAUGUAAACUUGGGGUCAUAAUUGUACAUCCGUUGUUGCGGUUUAAAGAAUUAGAACAUUUAGCUUUGAUGUAGUGCUGGAUUGAAGUAUCAUCCUUUAGCGUCCAUUCACGUAUUUCGCUAAUCCAAUCUUUCCCCUCCAGAACGUCCACAAGGCCGCACAUGACUGCAUGUUGAGAUUUUACUCAUUCAGGUUUUUGGAACAUAAAAUGCAUUUUAAUUGCAGUCGAUUCAUGACAUACUAAAGGUGCUAUUUUUUUAUAAAGAAGUUGCCAUGCCAAGUAACAACAGACAUGAUAAACAUCAUAAAUCCACUCUGCAGUUUUCAGACGCAGCGAAUUGACGUCUUUGUUUCACACAAGCGGCCAAACGGAGAAUGUACAAGAUAUAAUAUUGGGAUGAUGCAACUUGAACGCAGUACCGUUUCAAGUAACCAGAUCCACACCAAGAACCGAAUGAAAAAGAACAUUUAUUAUUUGAAAUUGUUUUGUAUUCUCACAGCGUUCAUGGAAUUGCACUUGGGCAGCUUUAACAUUGUACAUCUGUGUAUAUUCAGUAUGCCUAUGUGUAUAUAUAUAUAUAUAUAU
Molecule: messenger RNA, 1975 nt
Organism: Hippocampus zosterae (dwarf seahorse)
Lineage: Eukaryota; Metazoa; Chordata; Actinopteri; Syngnathiformes; Syngnathidae
Gene: c2h1orf174
Product: chromosome 2 C1orf174 homolog
Exons: 4
Coding region: 224-811 (195 amino acids)
Source: RefSeq, a predicted model, not a curated record